This is a messenger RNA of Amphimedon queenslandica, 535 nucleotides long. Its product is annotated as histone H3.3-like. Bases 77 to 472 code for a protein of 131 amino acids. Gene Ontology annotation, cellular component: nucleosome. Gene Ontology annotation, molecular function: DNA binding; protein heterodimerization activity; structural constituent of chromatin. The record is from RefSeq and is a predicted model, not a curated record. The transcript has 2 exons. Lineage: Eukaryota; Metazoa; Porifera; Demospongiae; Haplosclerida; Niphatidae.
GUGGUCGGUUGGAAUUUUGCAAUUUGGCGGGAAGAACAGGUCAGAAAACUCAAACUUGUUAAGUACUGGAGUUAAGAUGGUGAGAAAAUCAGCAGGAAGAAAGAGCAUACAGUCAAGAAAGUCUCAGGGACGGAAUGGGACCUCACGUGCCCCACAACAGCGCCCACCAAUACCCACAACUACAAGGCGAAAAGGAACCGCUGCAUUAAGAGAGAUCAGAUUCUACCAAAAGAGUGUGUUUCUGCUCAUACCACGACUCCCUUUCUGUCGACUUUGUAGCGAAGUCCUCCGGGGAUUUAAUCGUUCACAUGACAUGAGAUGGCAAAAGGCAGCCCUGGAUUGUCUUCAAGAAGCAGCAGAAGCUUACCUGGUGAGUAUAAUGAAUGACAGCAACCUCCUGGCACACCACGCUAAAAGAGUCACUCUGAUGCCUCGUGAUAUAAGACUACUGAGACUCAUAAGAGAAUUAUAGAUCUAUCAUGAUAAUAGUCAUUUUUAUUUUAAAAUACUGCAAGUCGAUCUACUUGUAUAAUAA